UUUCCUAAAUCAAAUGAUGAAUUUGUUGAUAUUUUAGAACAAGCCCAAGAUAUAAAGUUUAAAUUUACGAAAUUGUGUUCUAUAGCCAAAAUAAAUUCAUCAUAUCCAGAAUCAGAAAAACUUCAUUUUUGAUAAAUUUAUCAGAAUGGCCAAUAAUGAAGAAUAUUUAAAAAAAAUUAUUGCUUUCAUUGAUGAUUACAAUCUUCUAAUAAAUUGUCACUUAGUUGACUUUAUUACUCAUGAUCUUUGGAAUAAAUGUAUAUCAAGUUCUCUGAGGACUCAACUUCACAAAUUUCAGAACAGUAAUGUCAACAUAUUUAAAAAUGUAAGUGAGAAUAAUUCUCAUGAAUUAUUGAAUUUCUUCGAUCAAAUUGAUAAUCUAAGUUUAAAGAAUUAUUCUGGUGUAUUAAAUAUAGAUAAUUUGUCAACUUUUGCUUCUCUGAACGAUAAUAGCUGGAAUGAAAUCUUUAGAAAUAAUAAUUCUCACGAGUUUAUGAAAGAUAAAAAAAAAUAUGAAAUUUCUUUGUUUACAAAAGUAAUUGGAUAUUUAUCAAAACUAAAUUCAAGUUUAGUGAUCGAUGUUGGAGCUGGAAAAGGAUAUUUAGCUACAAGUUUAUAUCAAAAUUAUAAAAUACCUGUAUUAGCUAUUGACUCAUGCGAAUCAAGACAUAAAAGUGCUCUAAAUCGACAAGAAUUGAUAAAAAAAAAAACACAUGAAUCUUUUCCAUUGGUUCAUCAUUCAGUUCAAUUUAUUGAUGAUACAGUUGACUAUUCAAAAUUAGUACAAAAAUGUUUUAAAAUUAACGAUAAUACUAUUAAUAAAAAAGAUAAUUUCCUACUCGCUGGAUUACAUACUUGUGGAUCUUUAGCAGUUGCUAUGAUCAAAGCUUUUUUGAACUCUAACUGUUUAAAAAGCUUAUGUGUUGUUGCUUGUUGUUAUCAUUUAACCGACGAAUCACUAACUGGAACAUUGAAGUUAUCCAAAAACUCUAGAAUGUUAGCUCAACAGUCCGUUGAUCGAAGUAUUGUGAAGAAGCAACUAUCUCCAUCAUUAUUUUAUCGAGCUUUAUUACAAGUUCUUUUAAAAUCUUUUGACUCAACUCAUGUCAAAAUAGGUAAAGGUGGUCCCUUAAACGAUUUUCCAACAUACGCAAUGUGGGCACUAAACAAAAUAGGUCUUCCAGAAAAUCAAAUACCAUCUUUAAGUGAAUUAACAAAUUUAUACAAUACACAUGCUGAUAAAGAAUGGAAAUUGAAUGCUUUUCAAUAUCUUAGGAUUCAUUUAGGUUCAAUAAUUGAAGCUGCUAUAAUUCUCGACAGAGUUGUUUAUUUAGAACGAAGUAAAAAAUGUUCAAAAUUGUCUAUAGUCCGUCUGUUUAAUCCUUUAUUAUCUCCAAGAUGUUAUGCAAUUGUUGCAUUAAAAUAAUUUUGUGCACAUAAAGAUAUGUUAUCUAAUUGAAAAGAAAGUAAAAAAGAUGAUUUUAUUAUGAGUAAAAAUAAUUUUUUAUAAACAUUUUAAGAGCUUAUAUAAAAUAAAUGAUUAU
Chelonus insularis is the source of this 1544-nucleotide messenger RNA. RefSeq names its product methyltransferase-like protein 25. The transcript is spliced from 3 exons. Lineage: Eukaryota; Metazoa; Arthropoda; Insecta; Hymenoptera; Braconidae. The record is from RefSeq and is a predicted model, not a curated record. The coding region runs from base 146 to 1426 and encodes 426 amino acids.